Molecule: messenger RNA, 5748 nt
Organism: Chilo suppressalis (striped riceborer)
Lineage: Eukaryota; Metazoa; Arthropoda; Insecta; Lepidoptera; Crambidae
Source: the annotation of a GenBank genome assembly
UCUCUGAAAAGGGAGAAUCUAAAAAAAAAAGAAUAAUAAUCUGAUCUUUCUUUUGAUAAUCUGUGGUUCACGUGGUUGAUGAAAACAAGCUGACUUGUGUGUGGGUGAUUUAUCUUUUUAAAAUAAUUUCUAUAAUAUCUGAUGUGUUUAAUCCUCAGAAAUUUAGAAUGAAGAUACAAUAGGUACGUGAUUUUAUAACGUCAUAACUUCUAAACUCCAAAAUAAAUUUGAAAAAUGGAACAUACCGCAAGCCCUCGAAAAAAAAUCAAGAGUCCUGCUCAAGAUGCAGCGCCCAUCAACCCUAAACUAUCCAUUACAUGUUCUAACGUUCCCGAUGGAUUGUUUGAUGCAACUGCUGCAAAGAAACACUUUAGUAAGUUUGGCCGUCUUCAGCGAAUCCGGCUGUUUCCUAAGAGGCAAAUGUGCAUUAUUGAAUAUGAUCAACCAACUGCUGUAGAGAGAGCAGUUCUCAAUGCAGGUGCCUUUGAUGGCUUCAUGUUUGAUGUAACUAGAUCAAAAGCUAGAAUGAGAAGGCCGAGUAAGAAGGAUGAUGAUCCUGACUGGGUCCCUGAUGCUGAUGUCGAAGAGGAACUGUCAGCAAUGAGUGGUGCACCUUCAUAUACUAUUACUCGACAAUCAAAAAUGAGUCAGGGUGAAGUGAAGAAGCAGAAAGCAGUACAAAGAUCUGUUAAAGCAAUCAGUUCACCAAUAAUGAAGAAGAAAAUAAAAGUUGCAUACCAUCCUAGCAUCACACAACCCAGCAAUCAGGAUACCAACAUGGAAUCUCAGGUUCCAGUUCCUACUAUACCAACAAGCCUUAGUAAUGCAGACGCUGCAGCAGAGUUACACCAACUGAGGUUGAGGGUAUCAUUAACACCUGAUGAGCAAUGGCGGACACUGGAGGCGAGAGAUAAGAUUUUAAGAGGCUGGGGAGGGGCAGGAUCUCGUGUUAAAGUAGGAGGAGCCACCAUAGGAACCUGUCAAGACAUGUGUCCAGAAAAGGAACUGUUACACAGACAGGCAGAGCAUCAGGUGAUGAACCUAGAAACGUUGCCUGAGCACGAAGGCCAACUUGAACGUUGGCGCGCGGUGAAGCAGUACAGCCGCAGCUCGGCCGACCAAGAGAUACCCAUGUGCUACGAGCUGCGGCCCGCGCCCGUCCUGAUGCGGACCUGCGCCUACUUGCUGCACGAGAUCGCCGACACCACCAGACAGGUGUCAUUGGCUGAUUGGUUUCAUUUUAUGUGGGAUCGUCUUAGAAGUAUACGGAAAGAUAUUACACAGCAGGCUCUGUGCUGUGCAGAAUCCAUUCGCCUUGUAGAAAUGUGCGCUCGAUUUCAUGCACAUUGCGCUGCGAGACUCGCAGACCUAGAACAUACACAAUUCGACCAGAAGUUGAACACUGACAACCUCACAAAGUGUCUGCAAACCUUGAAGCAUAUGUACGCAGACGUCACACCAGAACAGAAACCGAACGAGGCAGAAUUCAGAGGCUACAUAGCUCUGUUGAACUUGGGCGAUGCAAACUUCUGGUGGGAGAUCAAACAACUACCUCGGGAACUUCAGAAGUCGGAACCGUUAGUGUUUGCCACGCAGAUAUUUAACGCUAUAGACAACAAUAACUAUGUCAGAUUCUUCAGACUCGUUCAACACAAGGCUUCCUAUCUGCAAGCGUGCAUUCUAUUGCGAUAUUUUAACGACGUUCGUGCAAGGGCUCUCGCUAGGAUCGUGAAGGCCUACGCCCCUAGAGGCGGCUCGAGAUUCCCCGCCGAAGAUUUGAUGGACGCUCUUGCUUUUGAAUCGAUUGAAAAUAUGAACUGUUUCAUCAAUCACUAUGGCCUAAGGUUUGCCAAAACGGAUGAUGCUGAACUAACAAUCAUCCUUGACAGAAAUCAAUUUAUAGAAGAUAGCGAUCCAUAUCCUAUUGCGAGAGCUAUAUCACUUAUUGAAUCUAAACGAAGAAGCACCGUUGGCGAAGUAAUCGCAGGUGGUCCUUUGCCGAAUCCCGACUUUAGGAAUCACGUCUUGUAUACUAGUUUUAAUAAAGAUGGCAGAUUGAAAGAAUCUGCUUUGCUUGCUGAGGACCAAGGUUAUGAUACAAAAAAUGAUAGCUACAAAGAUGUUCAAGCAUUGAGAGCGGAAAUAAAUAAACUUGUACAAGGUGAAAAAGAUUCUAUUACACCAAAUAAAUUGGAGCAAAAGACAAACCUAUUUGUAAAACCAGAAUUGAAGACCUUGAGUCCUAGUGAGCCACCUAAUACAUUUGCAAUGUCUAUGAGUGAACAUAAGCAAUUUUCUUUCAAACCAGCUAUACCAGUCGCAUCUACAGAAAUAAUAAAAAAUUCGCCUGAGAGAAUAUUCGGUAGUGAUUGCAAAAAUGUAUUUUCGUUUUCAAAGCCUCAAGAGACUUUACGUUCUGGUGUGUUCCCCAUGAAGAAUACUGGAAUAUUAUUUAAAAGUCCUAGUGAGCAAGCAGUAUUUGAUACAAAAGUGGACAGCAAAAACAUUUUCAGCAAAAAUGAUGAAAAUAAGGAUCCAUUUAAGACUGGCCAAACUUUAUUUAGUAAACCUGAGGGGACAAGCGUAUUUAAACAAAAUACCAUUGGGAAAGUUGAAAACACCAAUUUAUUUAAAUCUCCAGAUUUUGGUAAAUCUGACACCCUAAAUAUAUUUAAACAGCAAGAGCCGCAAAAAUCGGAAGGUACGAAUAUAUUCAAGCAGCAAGAGAUUGCGAAGAACGUUUUUUCUUCAUUUGAAACUCAAAAUAAAGCUAGUGACAACAUUUUUGCACAUGCAAAAGAUAAUAUUACUUUUGCUAAACCUGAUAGUACUGUGAAAUCUAGUAGUACUAAUAAUAUUUUUGGUAGACCUACACUUGAAUCUGAGAUAGCAUCAUCUAAUAUAUUUGGCGUAUUCAAUAAACAACCAGAGAAUAGACAACAAGAUAUUUUUUCACAAAAACCUACUGCUGGCUUAGUAGGAAAUUCCAUAUUUGCUCCUCCGAAUGGAGAGGUCGCUAACAAUAAAUUGUCACCUGGAAGUUUAUUCAAAAAUGCUGUGAUACCACAGAAUGGCCCUGACAGUAUGCCUUAUUCAAUAUUUCAACGCAAAAACAGAGGUCAGUCAGUAGCUGAUAAUAUAUUUAAUUCGGUUGGCGACAGGGGGUCUGUGUACGACUUUAAUGCAAGCGAAGAAGAUACAAAGAAUAUUGUUGAACAACGUUACAACGAUGAGAAAGUCAAACAAGAACAGAUAAAGUUACAAGAACAAAUUAAAAGAGAAGAAGAAGAGAGAAAAAAAGCCAUGAUUCGGCAAGAGGAAGAACGGCGUAUAUUAGAAAUACUUAAAAGAGAAGAAGAAGAAAAGAAACGGAAAGAAGAAGAACGUCGUAAGGAAGAAGAGCUAAAGCAAAUAGAAGAAAAGCGUAAACGCGAAGAAGAAAGAAAACAAGAGGAGUUAAGAAAGAAAAUAGAAGAAGAUAAGAAAGCUGAACUAAAAAGAAAGGCCGAAGAAGCAGAAAGAAAAUUUAAGGAAAGGGUUGGUAGAGAAACCACAGAAUUACUCGAAGAAUUAGUUAAUGAGUUGUGCACUGAAAAUGUUUCAAAAACUAUGGAAGAAGAGUUAGAAAAGUUUAAUAAUUUGAUGUCAUAUGCUAAUUCAUUAACAGAAGAGAUAAUAACAGAAUUUAAUAAUGAAACAUGCCAACUAGAACUAAAAGCUGAACAAUUUUGGGGUCAGAAACUUAGGAAGAAAUGGUUCAAAGUCUGGAAAGAUCAAUUGAUCAAAAAUAUUAAGAGGAGAGAUCUACUGGAAAACACACCUGUGUGGUUGACCUCAAGAACUCCUCUGGAGGAGGCUCAACACUUAAGACGUAUGGUUGAAAAUGCUGCGUUAAAAAAUAUGAAUGCAAUACAUAGGGGUUAUAAAUUUAACGGCGAAUUGAAACUUCCUUCUAUGCCUGAACCAUACAAUUUAAUGGAAAUAAUAAGAUCAUCUCUGUUAAAACGUAUGAAACAAAUCAACUACCCUUAUGAUAAAUGUUUCUUUUGGAAAAUCUCCCUGGUUUCUCCUGGCACCAUGAAAUGGCUAUACAGAAAAGUUAAUAUUGAGAAAUGGUUAUUAGAUGUUUUUAGUGACAGCAAAAAACAUGAUGCUUCUGACAGCCUGAUACAUGUUAGUAAACAGUCAUGGAACAGAUUGAUGGACUUUGCGAUAUCGGUCAGUUUGACUGACAAGGAUAAAAUUAACAAAUGUGGGGAGGCUAUCGAAGGAACAAAUGGUCUAUUGAUGUACUCCACUGAACAUGAUAACAAUCUAACAACAACUUUAGAAUCGCUUGUCAAGUUAAAGUAUUCAUACCAAAUUUUACCAGUAGCAAUAAUUGCGCCAAAAUCUGAAGAUUUAUCCACCUAUAAUAUUUUAGAAUCCCUACUUUCUAAUUUGGUAAACAAUAAUGCAAUAUCAGCAUAUAAAAUAUAUAUAGUGGAACCUGAUAAUAUUUUUGAAUCAUUAAAUCUCGCUACAAAAACAGCUUUAAAGUGGUUAGCUAAAAAGUUUCCCCAAAAUCCACCAACUGAAAUAGAUUUGUUGAAAUCUAUUUGCCAAAGGUAUCUUGGUAAUGAAAUAUGGUGUAGAUUUAAAUCAGAAAGGGAUAGUCGUAUGAGUGCGGUUCUUAAAGAUUUGCCGAAAUUAGUUGAUUGCUAUAAUAAUGCUGUUGAAAAGCUAACUGAUGUGAUCACAAAUGAGGAUUUAUUUAAUUAUCCCUCUUUUCCAUUAGAAUUUAAAGUGUAUCUCGAUAACGAGUCUCCCUAUCCUAAACCAUAUGAAUUUAUACCAUGCAAUGUCAAGACGUCUGAAAAUGUGUCUGCUAUUAAGGACAUCAUGAAACAAUUAAAAUUACCGUGCCCUGUAACAAAUUUUAAUCCUAUCAAUGUUACCGGUAUGCAGCAAGAGAUCCGCAAAUACUGCUACCAGAUUGGUUGGUUUGAAAAUCCUGAAGAGGUUACUUGUAGAGUUGUUGCAUUAUUACCCAAUGAGUUUUCGGAUUUAGACAUGCCUAGUGAUCAAUUUAGUCAAUAUUUUGCCCGUUAUGAUCUUAUAGACAUUUUAAAUAUAAUAGUUUACGAAAAGAUUAGUAGAUUAAAUAACUUUGACAACAGAUAUGCCAUUUAUGAGAAAUCAGUUUUGGAAGAUUACAGAAAUAUAGAUUGGUUGUAUAAUACUAAUGUUCUAUCCAAAAUUAAGCAUAAAGCUAUCGAAAACGGUGAUGAUGAAUUGGAUUUUUUUAUUGAAGCUAAAAGACGCAAAAUUGCGAUGGAUUCAAUUGAAUAUUUAAUGAUAGAAGAUAAGGAUAGUACUAUGGUUGAAGAAAAUAUUAAAGCUACUGAUGAUAGCAUAUCCAGAUAUAAUAGUUGUUCCGAGGCUGUUAAACAGCUCGAAGAGCAAAUAGAAAACGAAAAACAGAAAUCUUUAGAGCUAGAAAACUUGUUGAAACUUGCACUGCUGCUGUGCUUCUUGAAUAAACUUAGUUUUCAAUGCAGAAUUUGCGGAAAAUUAGAUAUCCGAAAUACAAUGGAAUUAAAAUUCGAUCUGGCUCCUCUACACUAUCAGCGAUUACAGACGAGUAGGCCUGAAGACAAUCGUAUAAAGGCAUGCUCGGCUUUGCUUUACUCUCGGCUCAUCGUCUAUGAUCGCCUGCGCGGGCAUGUAUCAAAGGGUGGUUGUGUUGAUGGCCCCCACGUUCUCUGA